AUGAAGUUCCUCAAGGUCGGACGCGUUGUCAUCAUCACCCGGGGCCGCUAUGCCGGAAAGAAGUGUGUGAUCAUUUCUCCCCUCGACAACGGCACCAAGUCGCAUCCCUUCCCGCACGCCCUCGUCGCCGGCAUCGAGCGCUACCCCUCCAAGGUUACCCGCCGCAUGUCGAAGAAGAAGCAGGACAAGAAGAGCAAGGUCAAGCCCUUCGUUAAGCAGGUCAACUACACCCACAUCAUGCCCACCCGAUACACCCUCGAGCUCGAGAACCUGAAGGGCGUUGUCUCGGCCGACACAUUCAAGGAGGUUUCCCAAAGGGAGGAGGCAAAGAAGACGGUCAAGAAGGCCUUCGAGGAGCGCUACACGUCUGGCAAGAACAGGUGGUUCUUCACCCCCUUACAGUUCUAA
This is a messenger RNA of Didymosphaeria variabile, 408 nucleotides long. RefSeq names its product 60S ribosomal protein L27B (gene RPL27B). Lineage: Eukaryota; Fungi; Ascomycota; Dothideomycetes; Pleosporales; Didymosphaeriaceae. The coding region runs from base 1 to 408 and encodes 135 amino acids. Gene Ontology annotation, cellular component: ribosome; cytosolic large ribosomal subunit. The transcript has 4 exons. Gene Ontology annotation, biological process: translation. Gene Ontology annotation, molecular function: structural constituent of ribosome. The record is from RefSeq and is a predicted model, not a curated record.